This is a messenger RNA of Suricata suricatta (meerkat), 1392 nucleotides long. RefSeq names its product enkurin domain containing 1 (gene ENKD1). Bases 140 to 1180 code for a protein of 346 amino acids. NCBI's taxonomy places the organism in Eukaryota, Metazoa, Chordata, Mammalia, Carnivora, Herpestidae. The record is from RefSeq and is a predicted model, not a curated record. Gene Ontology annotation, cellular component: cytoplasmic microtubule. The transcript has 8 exons.
CGGCAACAGCAAGCCCGGCGGCGGCAAAACUCCUCAGGUGAGCCCGUAGUGCGAGUGCUUCGGAGAAGGGGUCGGGAACGAAGCAAGGAAGUGGGUUAGGAGCGGAAGCAGCGAGCGCUGGCGAGGAGGCGAAGGCAGCAUGUGCGAGGGCCCCUCCCGCAUCUCUGGGCCAAUCCCCCCAGAUCCUACGCUCUGCCCUGACUACUACCGGCGGCCAGCCUCGGCCCAAGGACGCCUUGAGGGAAAUGCGCUGAAGCUGGACUUGCUCACUUCGGACCUCGACUUGGAUGCCACCCCUUCACACGGCCCCCGCAUAGGUCCUGGAACUAGAGAGAUCCUGGACUGUGGUUGGCAUGGCGUCGGAGGAAUGCUCCUGCAAUUCGGGGGCAUCUCCUUAGGCCCAGGAGCCUCUUCUAAGAGGAAGGGCCCUAAAGACCAUGAGAAGGAGAACCUGAAGCGGAUCAAAGAGAUCCAGAAGCGCUUCCGUGAGCAGGAACGCAGCCGGGAGCAGAGCCAGCCCAGGCCCCUGAAGGCUCUGUGGCACUCCCCCAAAUAUGACAAAGUGGAGUCCCGGGUCAAGGCCCAGCUGCAGGAGCCCAAUCCAGCCUCUAGAACUGAGCCCGCCCAAUUCCUUCGGGCACACUCCCGCUGUGGCCCUGGCCUCCCACCACCCCGUGCCCCCAGUCCUCAGCUAAACCCACCAGGCCACAAUGCUAAGGGGCCAGGCCUGGGUGUGGACUUCAUUAGCCACAAUGCCCGCACUGCCAAGAGGGCCCCCCGGCGGCAUUCCCGCUCGCUGCAGGUCCUGGCACAAGUGCUGGAACAGCAACGGCAAGCCCAGGAGCACUACAAUACCACGCAGAAGGGCCACGUGCCCCAUUACUUGUUGCAACGCAGGGAUCUGUGGCGGCGGGAGGCUGAGGCCCGCCAGCAUAGCCAGCCAGACCCUGCCAUGCCCCCUGGUCACACUUGCAUGCCUGAGAACCAGCGGCUGGAGACACUGAGCAAUCUGCUCCAGAGCCAAAGCCAGUUGCUACGUGAGCUGGUGGUGCUGCCAGCUGGGGCAGACUCGCUUCGGGCCCAGAGCCACCGUGCUGAGCUCGACCGGAAGCUGUUGCAGGUAGAGGAGGCCAUCAAGAUCUUUUCCCGCCCCAAGGUCUUCGUGAAGAUGGAUGCCUAACCCCCUUUAUGGGGGCAUUUAUAGGGGUCCUCGGUGAGGAUUGCCACACAGUUGCAGAGGGCAGGAUCAGGCCCCAUCAUGGAAUGAAGUCCAAAGAUAGGAGCAGUGGGGUGGCCAGUAUCCCCAGAGCAUUUUUCCCAGCCACUGGUGGCUGUAGAAGAACCAGCCCAGCCUCUUAAUCACUUUGUCAAAAUUAAACCUUUUGUACACAA